UCUAAGCUGGUUUACCAACCGCCAAUAAACCAAUAAACCGACUUGGUCACGUGAAUCUCACAGCUGAUGGUGACGUCACUCGUCAACAUGGCGGACUGGAAUAACAGAGGUCACGGGUCUGUGGACGACAUGCUGGAUACUGAAAACAAGCGGCUGGCUGAGAACCUGGCCACCAAAGUCUCCAGACUGAAAUCUCUGGCAUACGACAUCGACAGAGAGGCUGAUGAUCAGAACGAGUAUCUGGACGGCAUGGACUCAAACUUCAUGAGUGCAACGGGUCUGCUGACUGGCAGCGUGAAGCGUUUUUCCACCAUGGUCCGAUCCGGCAGAGACAACCGUCGCAUCCUCUGCUACGUCUCCGGUGGCCUGGUCCUGGUCUUCUUCCUGCUUUACUACAUGAUCUCAAGAAUUCAAGGCUGACAGGGAAACCCUGAUCAGCCAGGAGCUGGUCCUGAGACUGUAGACUCUGAUAACCUGAUAUCUGACAGGAAAAGACUUUUUAUUAUGCACCAAAGUGAGAAAACAAAACAGGAAGUAAACAGAAAACAUGUUGUUGAAUCGUUGAACUGACCAGCAGGGGGUGUCGCCCAACUCAGCAGGUGAAAAACGGUGAUGGAUGUGGUCAUACCAAAAAAACUAAGUAUGCCUGGGACAUUUCCACUCUGCACCACCUUUGUCCCAGUCUGCUGCAGCCAGGAAGUCCUAAUAUGGGCAAAGAGAAGAUAAAGCCUAAAUACAGCUCGUGCACCCACCACAGUGGCGUGAUGAACCGGUCAUUCAAGACACGCUUGCCCCAAAACAUAUGUUCAUUACAGAGUAGCUCAAAGUUUGAUUGACGUCGGCUUGCAUAUUUUAUUAUUUCCUGUCGGUACGAAACAGAAACGUUUUUUAAAGAUGUUUUGUUUUCAAACAGCAAAAACAUUAUUAUAUGACAAUUAAUAUAUAAUGGUAUGUAGUGUGGAAUUGAGACACAGCAGCUGGUGAGAGCAGGAAGUGACACCACCAUCUGUUAUUGGCUGGUCCUCACUGCACCGGGUGAUGUCGCCAUGUGUUCGACUGUCAAUCAGUUGUUUAAUUUUCAUGUCUUUGUUCUGACACGUUAGCAUCUAAUGACAUGUUAUUGAUCCUGCAGUUGAUUGACAGGAGACAAGGCCACAGGCUAAAACUCCCACACAUACUGUAGCAUACUGAUUCUAGUUUUAAAAUAACACCUUUAAACAUCAGCAUGUUCGGCUGUUUUACUUUAGUUUGAUGAGCAGUUUUAGUUCAGUGUGUGUUUGUGGUAAACGCCUGUUUCCUUCUAGUAAUUAAAGGCACUAAAUUAAAUAUCCAAAGCAUUAAUAUAGCAUCAAACAACUAUUGUCUAUGUAAAAAUAUAGAGGAGGAAUGUCUACGUGAGCAGAGAAUGAAGUCGCUCUCCCUCUAUGUGUGUUGUAAUCCAAUCUUCUCUGUGCUUUGUUGACAUCGCCGGGCCGGCCGCGCGUGCUUUAAGUGCAUGUGAGCGUACCCCACUGGCUAGGUCACGGCCGCUGCUUUGCACUGCUCUCAUCGUCCCGACCAACGGCAUCGUCGUAGAAGCGCAGCACCCACCCUCCAGUUCCCCCUCAGAUAAACACUGUUAUCUAUGUCAGCACUUUCGCCGUUGUUUGCACUGUUAGCGCUGUUGACACCGGCUCAGGUGUCGCCAUUUUGAGAGCUGUUGAGAGGCAAUAGAAAUGCUCCCAAUCCCGUAUUUAGCACCUUUUAAAAUUAAAUGUUGGGACCUGUUCAGUUUA
Messenger RNA from Sebastes umbrosus (honeycomb rockfish), 1775 nucleotides. It is a transcript of the gene bet1l, whose product is annotated as Bet1 golgi vesicular membrane trafficking protein-like. Lineage: Eukaryota; Metazoa; Chordata; Actinopteri; Perciformes; Sebastidae. Gene Ontology annotation, biological process: regulation of retrograde vesicle-mediated transport, Golgi to ER; retrograde transport, endosome to Golgi. The transcript has 4 exons. Bases 67 to 420 code for a protein of 117 amino acids. Gene Ontology annotation, molecular function: SNAP receptor activity. The record is from RefSeq and is a predicted model, not a curated record. Gene Ontology annotation, cellular component: Golgi trans cisterna; SNARE complex.